Lingula anatina is the source of this 3741-nucleotide messenger RNA. Its product is annotated as cytosolic Fe-S cluster assembly factor narfl. The record is from RefSeq and is a predicted model, not a curated record. Lineage: Eukaryota; Metazoa; Brachiopoda; Lingulata; Lingulida; Lingulidae.
CCCGCAGACUAGCUGUCAUGGCUUCUAAAUUUAGCGGAGCACUGCAGUUGACCGAUUUAGAUGAUUUUAUCACGCCUUCACAGGAAUGUAUCAAACCAGUGAAAAUUGAGAAGAAGCCCACUAAAACUGGAGCAAUUAAAAUUGGGAUUGAUGGGUCAUAUUUGGAAUUGGGACAGGAUGGCUCAGAGUACAAGCUGGAGAAAGCCAAAAUCACAUUAAAUGACUGUCUAGCUUGCAGUGGUUGCAUCACAUCAGCAGAAAGCGUCCUUAUUACUCAACAGAGCCAAGAUGAAUUAUAUAGAAUACUGGAGGAAAACAAGAAUUUGGAUACGCAGCAAGGUUCAGCUGACAAGAAGAAGACUGUGGUGGUGUCAGUGUGCCCCCAGUCAAGGGCUUCAUUGGCAGCCAAAUAUAAAAUAGGAAUUGUGGAAGCUGCACAGAGGAUAAAUGGGUUUUUCAAAAGAUUAGGUGUAGAUUUAGUUUUUGACACCAGCUUCUCAAGGGAGUUCAGCCUGAUUGAAAGUGGUAAAGAAUUCAUAAGGAGAUACAAAGCUAGAGACACACAAAAAAGUGCAAUACCAAUGCUUGCAUCAGCUUGUCCAGGGUGGAUCUGCUAUGCUGAGAAAACACAUGGAUCUUAUAUUCUCCCAUAUAUUAGUACAACCAAAUCCCCACAACAGAUUAUGGGUUCCCUUGUAAAAGACUAUUUAGCUAAACGCCAUGGUAAAACUCCAGAUCAAAUCUACCAUGUAACUGUCAUGCCAUGUUAUGAUAAAAAGCUAGAAGCAUCCAGGCAAGACUUUUAUAAUGAUGUAUACAGGACUAGAGACGUAGACUGUGUUAUAAGUACAGGUGAAGUGGACAAAAUGUUAGAUGUGGAAGGAAUAUCCCUGGUUGAUGUAGAGCCUUGCAAAGAACCCUGUGAUUCCCUCUUCUCACCCCAGUCUAACGAACUUUAUGGUCAUCCUGGUGGGGGGUCUGGAGGAUAUCUAGAACAUGUUUAUAAAUAUGCUGCCCAGGAGUUGUUUGGAACACAUAUAGGUCAUCUGUCAUACAAAACCUUGAGGAACCAGGAUUUCAAGGAAGUGACACUGGAAGUGGAUGGAAAAGAAGAACUCAAGUUUGCCUUGGCUUAUGGGUUCAGAAAUAUUCAAAAUAUUGUCCAGAAAAUCAAAAGGGGGAAAUGUCAGUAUCACUUUGUGGAGAUAAUGGCAUGUCCAUCUGGAUGCCUCAAUGGUGGUGGGCAGCUUCGGCCUGAUGAUGGAGAAUCCUCUAAAGAACUGCUGCAGAGAGUAGAUGAGCUUUACAAUUCUUUAGAAACUAGGACUCCUUUUCAAAGUAAUGAUAUACAUCAGCUGUAUGAAGACUGGCUAGGAGGCAGUGACACAGAAAAAGCUCAACACAUGCUUCAUACACAGUACCAUGAAGUAGAGAAAAUGACAAGUGCUCUAAAUCUGAAGUGGUAAAUUAGGAUAUUAAGGCAAAUUUAAACUUUAAAAAAAAUCGGUAUUAAACUAGGUUUUUUAUGGCCAAAUUUUGCACAGGACACAAAUCUGUUGGAAUGAGGUCAUGAAGUUGAGACAUCCAAUACCACAUGGAUCUGAUUAUACAAUUGAUCAUUCUAAAUUCUACCUUAUAGACUACAUCCAUAAUCAAUGUCUUCUCCCCACCAAUCUGGUUUCUCAAUGUAUUGAGUUGUUUAAUAUUGCACUCUAAUUUGUCAGUAGAUAUCUUCAAACAUGAUUGAUCAUCUUAUGUGAUAAGCUACUUUUUUUGGGAUAAGCUACUCUUUGCAGUUAAAGUCAGAGUGAUACCCAGCUUCUAGUGCCCGAUCCUUUAAACAAGGGAUGGGCCAGUGGGAUUGUUUCGUGGUGAGGGAUUUAACGUCUGCCGUCACUAAACAGAUUUAUGGCCCAUUGUGUACUUGCUUGAGUUUUGUUUGGUAUUCUGGCUGCCAAAUUCUGAGAAAAUUCAGAACUAGUCAAUGGCUUCUCAAACCUCUCUGGCUGCUCAUCUGAAAUGUCAACUUUAAAGAGAGUUUGUGUUGGAAUUUCCAUCAGUUGAGUAAGAGAGACGUUGUUUUCCAUUGUUACUUCUGCGUUGUUACCUACUGCAUGACAGAGGCGCAAUAGGUGUGACCGUGUGUUACCCAACUCGCUUCGGGUGCCCCAUUGCGACAAAGUGACAACCUUUCAGUUUAAUUAGUCAGUACCAGGGUUAAUGAACCGUGCUUUAAGCCAGAUAAAGCACUGGACGCUGAGCUUCAUGCAAAAUAGAGCAGAUAAUUGUCUAGGCUUCGCCUCGCCAAUUAUCUGCUCUAUUUUGCGUAAAGCUCAGCACCUCAUACUUUAUCUAUACCAGAAUAUGCUACUCUUAUUUCUCCUAAUGUAAAUUUCAAGGUUCAGGGCCUGUACAAGGUAACUUUAGGUUCACAAAUAUCCUCUUUGUUGGUUGUAAGCCCAUAAGGCAACUUUGUGUUCACAAAACUGCAAUAGUGGUUAAUUAUCCUGAUUAUCCUGGAUAUUGGUUUGUGACCUUGACAGGCAAUUAGGGCUUGGCAUUUGUGGCACGCUUGAACAGUACUUGAUUCAACACACCUGGGUCUUUUAUUAUUGACAACUAUUUAUUCUUCAUCAGGGUUCUUGUUCAAGACUACGGACUGACAUCUACUAAAAUAAUCCCUGUGGCUUCAUUCAUUCACGUCCCCACAAUUCAUGGUAUUCUGCUGGGCCCUUAGGCCCCAACGCAUUGUUGAAUUAACUGGAUCUAGCUCUCUUAAAAUAAACCUUACAUGAUGCCUUUGGAACGUAAAUGCCCCAUCAUCAUGGUUACCCCACAGUGAGGAUGAUCAUGAUAAAUCUGCAUCAUAACGUCCAUCAAAUGUUCAUCACUUAUCCCUGAAUAACAUUCAAGUUCAAUCCCACUCUGCUGCAAUUUUCUCCAUAAAGAAAUAAUGCACAAGUUUCUUUUGUCCCUCCAAACUGUAACUGUCAGAUUACCCUUCUGCUUUGUGACAUAGUUCCCAUUUUUUUAAACAUUCCUUAUUUCCUUCCUGCUCCACUCUCUGUAAAUUGCUUCUUUGCAAUCUCUUCCUCCACGUUAAUGGCAUGUGUCCUCUUUCUCUUGUAAUUGUCAAAGCAUCUGUUGGCGAAGGAUCUUGGCUGUUCAAACAUUUUCUCACUGCUCUUUACAGUUGAUAAGGAUGGGAAAAACUCUCUUAUAGCAGCGGAGAUGAACCCUUCGUUUAAUCCAGCCACCCUUUCUUCUUGGCCCAAUGCAAACCUCUUGUUUUGAUGUUUUAACGAUACGCUAGAUCUGUAUUCUGUCAUCCAGUCAUCAAUCCACUUCUUAGAGCAAACAAAAUAAACAUUGGGAUUGCCAGUGGCCUCCUUCCAUCUGCUAAAGAGUUCCAGACAUUUCAAUUUGAAGAUCUUGCGCAAAAACGACUGAGACGGUAACGAAACUGUGGCCAGUGAUACAAACAACGGGUAAAAAUAUAUAAUUAUAUUCUCAGCAACAUGGUUUUUGUGGAAUUGAACGAAUUACAAAAAUAAAGACCUCCAAGACGGAUUGUUUGAGUCAUCCAUGAAAACGCUCUUCUUACCGGGAGUAGUAAUUUGUGUCACUCAAGACAAGUCAUUCCAUGUGCUUUAAAGAACAUCUUUCCUCUGUUAAAAUUUUUAAACAAUUUUGUACUAUCCGAUAGUACCCAGCCAAAAAUAAAUAAAUCGCAAAUGUGGC